AUGGUAACGAUGGGCGCAGCGGGCAUUCUGUGCUACGUGGGCGCCUACGUCUUCAUCACGUACGAUGAUUAUGACCACUUCUUUGAAGACGUGUACACGCUCAUCCCUGCUGUGGUGAUCAUAGCUGUGGGCGCCCUGCUUUUCAUCAUUGGGCUCAUUGGCUGCUGCGCCACCAUCCGCGAAAGCCACUGCGGACUUGCCACGUUUGUCGCCAUCCUGCUCUUGGUCUUCGUCACGGAGGUGGUCGUGGUGGUGCUGGGGUACGUGUACAGAGCCAAGGUGGAGAAUGAAGUCGACCGCAGCAUUCAGAAAGUGUACAAGACCUACAACGGAACCAAUCCUGACGCUGCUAGCCGGGCUAUCGAUUACGUACAGAGACAGCUGCGCUGUUGCGGAAUUCACAACUACUCAGACUGGGAAAACACAGACUGGUUCAAAGAAACCAAAAACCAGAGCGUCCCUCUCAGCUGCUGCAGGGAGACGGCCCCCAGCUGUAACGGCAGCCUGGCCCACCCCUCCGACCUCUACGCCGAGGGGUGUGAGGCACUGGUUGUGAAGAAGCUACAAGAAAUCAUGAUGCACGUCAUCUGGGCCGCGCUGGCCUUCGCAGCUAUUCAGCUGCUGGGCAUGCUGUGCGCCUGCAUCGUGCUGUGCAGAAGGAGUAGAGACCCCGCGUACGAGCUCCUCAUCACCGGUGGGACCUAUGCUUAGCAGCCCCCUCGGCCCUUCCGACGGGAAGGCGAAUGGCACCGGGCCGCCGCCGCCACUGCUGCUGCCUCCCGAGCUGUCUGACUGAGAGCACGCGAGCACUGGUGUUGGACAGAGCAGCUGGGCUAUCCAGUGACCUCCCGUCCUGCCCUGCCCUCUCCUCCCCCUCCCGGUCCUGGGUUCUGGCCCCUUCACCUGUCCCUGCAUUUUUGAGUCUGGUGGUAAAUGUCCUCGUUUCUGAAUCAUCUGCGAGUUGUGUGGUGUGGUAGAGUUAAAGGCAGACACGACCUGCUUUUGUUACCUCUGAGCAUUAGUGGGACUGAUUCUGAAGUCCCACUGCCCCCCCUCAGUCUUCACAAUGUAGAAUUCUUGGCCAAAGGUUUGGGAGGGAGUGGGGAAAGAGCCACUUGUGUGGUUGAAGUGACCACCUGGUGGUGCCCCUCAUCAGUGGGUUUCCUUUUAAAAACCAUGUGCUGUAGUCCAGUCCACUGAGAUAGCAAUUGUACGGAAUGGCUAAGAUCGACUUUAAAAUCAUAUGGUAUAUAUCUUGACUCAUCUUCAAAAUCAGAGACUGAUCUUUAAAACUAGUGGUUUUUAAUCAAAGCUGACUUUAUAGGAGGAGUAUAAUGUAUGCACUACUGUUUUAAAACUGUGUGUGAGUGUGUGUGAGAGAGAGAGAAUAUGUGUGUAUGUUUAGAUUGAGCCCAUUCAUCAUAAGUCUUACAGCCGUUUGGAAAUAAUGUACCCAUGUAGACUUGCAAAUUAGUAUGUAGAUGUGUUCUCAGUUGUAAAUAGAAAAAUCUAAUUCAAUAAACUCUAUCACCCCUCGA
Molecule: messenger RNA, 1538 nt
Organism: Echinops telfairi (small Madagascar hedgehog)
Lineage: Eukaryota; Metazoa; Chordata; Mammalia; Afrosoricida; Tenrecidae
Gene: TSPAN3
Product: tetraspanin 3
Exons: 7
Coding region: 1-711 (236 amino acids)
Biological process (GO): regulation of vascular endothelial growth factor signaling pathway; protein maturation; protein localization to plasma membrane
Cellular component (GO): membrane
Source: RefSeq, a predicted model, not a curated record